GAGGUCCUGGACAGAAUAAAACCAUUAACUGCUGAGGAAAAGGCUCAAGCACUUGAUAAAGCAACAACUAAUUUUAAAUCUAAAAAAUCCAUUCUUUAUGAUUGCAAUGCAGCCAUCAUAUGUUCAUCCUGCAUAUAAACUGACUAUACCAGCAAGCUUUGCCAAGAAAUAUUUUGAGAAGAAACGCGAUAAUGCCUUACUACGUACUGUGGAUGGCAAGACCUGGUCUGUUGUGUACAAUUAUGAUUUGAGCAAUGGAAAGGUAACAGCCCAAAUUGGUCAUGGCUGGAAAGAAUUUGCACAUGAAAAUCAUUUAAAAGUUGGUGAUGUUUGUGUAUUUGAACUGAUAAACUUGAAAGAGGAAAAAUACUCUAACAGGAAGUCGAUGCAAAGGCAUUCAUGUUCAAAGGUUCCUGAAGCUGUUGUAGCAGCCAACAAAGUUACCUCUUUGAAUCCUUUCUUCAAAGUAAAUAUUCGAUCAAGCCAUGUGGAGCAUGGCUCUUUGACUGUACCUGUGGAAUUCGUCUGGAUGUAUGCCAAGAAGAGCAUUGAAAAUGUAACAUUACAAGUUGCAAGUAGACAGUGGACUGUGAAAUUACUAAUCUACCGGUCUCCUCAUCAAGGUUGCUUUUCUGCAGGAUGGUCGUCAUUUGCAAAGGAAAAUUCUAUACAAGUAGGGGAUGCUUGCAUCUUUGAGUUCGUUAACAGUGAAACCAUGUUGCUAAAAGUCUCUAUUCUCAGAAAUGUUAAGUAACAUUCCGUGUCGGAAAUGAAACAUUCCGGAGGAAUUCUUAGAUAAAUUUGGUCUAUGAAACUAUAAAUUAAAUUAAAUAUUGAUAAU
Ricinus communis (castor bean) is the source of this 841-nucleotide messenger RNA. RefSeq names its product B3 domain-containing protein Os03g0212300-like. The record is from RefSeq and is a predicted model, not a curated record. Bases 98 to 754 code for a protein of 218 amino acids. Gene Ontology annotation, molecular function: DNA binding. The transcript is spliced from 4 exons. Lineage: Eukaryota; Viridiplantae; Streptophyta; Magnoliopsida; Malpighiales; Euphorbiaceae.